Scomber japonicus (chub mackerel) is the source of this 1442-nucleotide messenger RNA. RefSeq lists its product as uncharacterized. The record is from RefSeq and is a predicted model, not a curated record. The coding region runs from base 120 to 1325 and encodes 401 amino acids. The transcript is spliced from 10 exons. Gene Ontology annotation, molecular function: zinc ion binding. NCBI's taxonomy places the organism in Eukaryota, Metazoa, Chordata, Actinopteri, Scombriformes, Scombridae.
AGCAGGUACUUCCUGUUGUGAGAGCGGUUAGCAGCAGCUCACCGUCCGUUCAGCAGCCGAAUCAGGAGUUUAUCACCUCGGAAGGAUGAGUCUGACUCUGUGAGCUGAGACAGGAAGUCAUGGACCAGCUGCUGUCAGGAGGCUCCUCAGACCCCGACAGUCCUGGAGGUCUGAACCGGGGCUGCCUGCUCGACCCCAGCGAGGAGCUGUACCACGACCUGUCCGUCAUCGUCCCGGAAACGCCCAGUCCUCAGCUCGGCAGGCGGAGGAGACGCAGUCAUGUGACGGAGGAGCGGCUCAGACCUACGUCCUGUCACCAGGUGUCGGCCUCGCCUGAACCCCAUCAGCUGUUUCCACGGAAACGGCGGCGGCUGGCGGCAGAGCACGGCUUCGUUCCUGCUUCAUCGCUCACUGUGUUUCCUCUGAACACCUGGCUGGAGGCUCCCUGCUCCUCCUCCUCCUCCUGCUCCUCCUCCUCCUCCUCCUGCUCCUCCUCUUCCUCCUCCUGCUCCUCUUCCUCCUCCUCCUCCUCCUCCUCCUACCUCACACCUGUAUCACAGCAGGAAGUGGAGGCAGUGGCGAGCUCCUCAGGAGAAGCUGGCUCUGGUUGUUUCAGCCAGAGGAGACGUCAGACAUCUCCUCCUCCUGCGUCUCCUCCUGCGUCUCCUCCUGGCUCCGGCUCUCUGUCCUUCCUCACUGAGGAGGAGAGGAGGUGGCUCAGCGGCGAGCAGGGAAGAACGUCAGCAGCCGCCGAUCAGAUCAUCAUCAGCGACGAUGACGAAGCCGCCGUCCGCUCGGCUCAGGAGGAAGAAGACGAGGCGUUCGCUCGGAGUCUGCAGGCUCAAUUUGAUGAAGAACAGAGAGAAACUCCUCUUCAUCAUCUUCAUCAUCAUCAGAGCCAACACACGUAUCAGGCCUACAGCUGGAUGCCGGACCUGCUGGCUGCCGUCACUCCGCUGGUUGAUGGCGAUCUGAUUGGUCCAAACAGGCGGCGUGGGCGGGGCCGGAGGAGGAACGGCUUCCCCGACCUAUCAGACGACGUCCAGGGAAACGACUACGAGGCUCUGCUGGACUUCGAGCAGCGUCAGGGUUCUGUAGUAAACAGGAAGUUGAGUCGCAGACAGAUUCAGAGAUUUCCCACCAAGGACUUCCUGUCGGCCGGCGGCGGGAACACACAGUGUCAGAUCUGUUUCUGUGACUACGCUGACGGAGAGAAGCUGAGGAUGUUGCCCUGUUUCCAUGACUACCACGUAAAGUGUAUCGACCGAUGGCUGAAGGAUAACACCACCUGUCCGAUCUGCAGAGCUGACCUGGCUGACCUCUGACCUCAGACCUUUGACCUCAGCGGAUGAAGAUCAACUCGUUAAUUUGUCUGUUUUUUGUUUUUUUUUAAAUUUUGUGUAAUUUUAAAUGUUUUGCUGCUGAAAUAAAAACCUGUUUUC